AUGUCGGCUGCGUCGCGAUUGACAUUUCUUUACCCGCAUAUGCUGCGGGCAACUUCCAGAGCGCAACCGCAGCAAUGGGCUGCCUACCGUCCCCCUUGGGCCGCGGCCAACCCGAAACGCUCCGUGCAUGCUCUUCGGCGGGCCAAAAGCUCGUUUGCGCCGAGACAUGGCAAAGGCGUGGCGCCAGAGACAUGGGAAGAGCAGCAGCAAAAAGACGGCACGGCUGCCGUCGAAGACGGUGUAGCCGCGACUGAGAACAAGGCUGGCGAGGCUGCUCCCACCGUUGCCGCUGAAAAUGAUGCAAAGGCCGACGCAGCGGACAGCAAGCCCAAGGCGACGGCGACGGCGUCAAGCACAAAGACGAACACGCAAGAGGCUGUCGCCACGCCCGACGUGAUUUUGGCGCCGCCGCCAGCAGCGGAGACCAAGGGCGAAACUAAAAAGACAGGCAGCGAGUCGGGAAAGCAGUCGCAGGCGACGGAGAGCAAACGAGAACCGACGGCCGAGGAGACAAAGACUGCGCAGGCCAAGGAGCUGGCAAAAUCGAGCGGACCCCUCGAGGCGGUACUGCACAUGCAGCCGCCAGAGCAGACUGCGCAGCAGCAUCCGUCCAUGUCGCCGCCGCCGUAUGAGCAUCAUUUCGACAGCUACUCGCUUGUGAAGCAGCUUGAAGAGGGCGGCUACACGUCGCAGCAGGCAAUCAUGUCAAUGAAAGCGAUUCGGAAGCUUCUCGCCAAGAAUCUGGGCGUCGCGCAGCAAAGCCUCGUCAGCAAAAGCGAUGUUGAAAAUGAAACGUAUUUGUUUUCGGCCGCUUGCUCGGAGCUCAAUACCGAAGUCAAGAACAAUAGGCGACUCGCCGAGGAAGAGCUGCGCCAGAAGCGGACGCAUCUCCAGCACGAAGUGGAUAUCCUGACGCAGUCGCUAAACCAAGAGGUUGCGACGCUCAACGACACUGUCAAGGGUAUGUACAACGACCGUAAGCAGGCUGUGCGAGAGGAGCAAAAGGCUAUAGAUAGUGCUAUUCAAAAAAUCAGCUACAAGAUUAGCAUCGACCUUACGUCCGACGCCAAGACGGAAAUCGAGGGCGUGCGCUGGGUACUCAUAUGGCGCUCCGUGCUCGGCAUCCUCGUCAUGGCCUUUUUGACGAUCGGCACGCUACGCCUCGCCACGUACGAGAAACAGCGCAAGCAGGAGGAGGAGCGCGUGCGCAAGGCCGAGGAGGCGCAACGCCGCGCCGAAGAGGCCCGACAGCGCCGCGAAGACGAGAAGCAGCGCCGUGAGGAGGAGAAGCAGCGCCGCAAGGAGGAGGAGGAGAAGCGCAGGGAGGAGGAGAGGAGGCGCAGGGAGACGCGGGAGCUGCAGCGCCGGGAGGACGAGGAGGAGCUGAAGCGCUACGGGCCCCGGAACGGGGCGGAGGAUGGGAGUUUGGCGGCAAAGGUGGUGGACGACGUGGAAAGCUUGUCGGCAAAUUAG
Beauveria bassiana ARSEF 2860 is the source of this 1473-nucleotide messenger RNA. RefSeq names its product mitochondrion protein, putative. Lineage: Eukaryota; Fungi; Ascomycota; Sordariomycetes; Hypocreales; Cordycipitaceae. The transcript has 3 exons. Gene Ontology annotation, cellular component: mitochondrion. Bases 1 to 1473 code for a protein of 490 amino acids. The record is from RefSeq and is a predicted model, not a curated record.